Molecule: messenger RNA, 830 nt
Organism: Thalassophryne amazonica
Lineage: Eukaryota; Metazoa; Chordata; Actinopteri; Batrachoidiformes; Batrachoididae
Product: lymphoid enhancer-binding factor 1-like
Exons: 5
Biological process (GO): canonical Wnt signaling pathway; regulation of transcription by RNA polymerase II
Cellular component (GO): catenin-TCF7L2 complex; beta-catenin-TCF complex
Molecular function (GO): RNA polymerase II cis-regulatory region sequence-specific DNA binding; DNA-binding transcription factor activity, RNA polymerase II-specific
Source: RefSeq, a predicted model, not a curated record
CCUUGUGUGUCCCUGCAGCAGACGAGCAGUGCUCCAGCAGUGCAGUGCCCCCAGGUGUCAGGCCUGAAGCCAGAGGUGUCCUAUGGUCCUGAGGCCUUAGUGAUUCAGACAGAUUCUAAUAAAUAUUCUGCGAUUGCUGUGAAGGAUGGCGCCGGUUCUCAGACUUCAGAGACCGCCUGCGACUUCAACACGGCACCGAACACAGUCGCCACCUUAACGCAUGUCGGCUGGCUCUGUGGAGAUACUGUGUAUUUGAAUAACGACCAAGUAGCCGCACCUUCCUCUUCAGCGCUUCCUCAGAAUUAUUCCGGUUCAAGAAGAGGGAGGAAGCCAAAACACCUACAGGGGACCUUCACCAACACAGGGAGACCAGGCAGCCUCCACCCUGACAGGACUGGGCAAGAAGCCAUCCCAGGACCUUCCAGCUGCGAGCCAACAGUGCUAACCGCUAAUCCGACAGUCGGCACCUCGAGCAGACACCAGGAGCCAGACGAGGCGAAGCAGCCCUCCAAGAGGCCGCUCAACGCCUACGGGGUGUUUGUGAGGGAGCAGAGAGAGAGUAUCAGGGCGGAAUUCAACAAAACAAACGUCGCAGAUGUCAACAAAAUCCUGGGAGCGAAGUGGCGUGCCUUGAGCAUGCACGAGCAAUUCCAGUACUACACCAUCGCUCACAGGGAAAGUGACCUUGGGUCCCAAUAGGCUCCGCCUACUCAACCACGGACAGCUGUGAUUGCGGUGAGACAGCGGCGGCCUGUGAGACAACUGUGUUCAAAUCUUCAACUUUCAUUACUUUUUCUUUUUUAAAAUAAAUAAUUUUCUGAGUAUUUUCA